AUGGCCGCUAGCUUUUCCUACGCGCAAGCCGCCAAAGGCGUUGCCCCGCAACCGUCAGUGAAGUCUUCAGAUUCGACGAAUGCUGAGGCCCAGCCGAACGAGCAGAACACGGAUGAUGCCCGGCCAGAAGGGACAGAGGAUGCCCCGCAGGAAGAGCUCUCUAACGAGACCGAGAAGCCGACAGCCGAUGCCGGUGAUGAAUCGGAAUGGACGGUUGCCACGAAUUCGAAGGCCAACCCCUCUGGGACCACUUCCCCCGGCACCUCUUCGACCUCCACAGUACCCAAAGAUGAGGCCUCGAAUGCUGCAAAUGGUACUUCGGAAUCCACCUGGGAUAAGCAGUCGCAAGCAUCCGGAGCUGAGAAGCAGAGUGAUGAAGCCAAUGAUACCAAGGAGAAGAAGAACGCCGAGAAGGAGAAGAAGGAACCCCCAAAGGAGCUGAAGGUGGCUCCCCUUCCUGCCGUGAAUAUCUGGCAUCAGCGCAAGGAGGCACAGGACGCCAAAUCGAAGGCUGUCUCGUUAAAACCCAGUGGAUCCACUGCUAAGUCUGGGGCCUCUAAGACUGCCUCGUCGGCUUCUUCGACUUCGGGAGAUGCCCCGCAAGAACAGCCCAAGGGCGCCUCGAAAAAGAAAGCCAACGAUGCCGAGGGCCCCCGAGACCGGAAAGGGGCCAAGGGUCGGGAAGAUGGCUCGAACCUGCCCCCCGUCGGCGAUUCGACCCUGUGGCCUACGCCCCACGUAGCUCAGGGUGAAGAGAAGAGGAAGGCGCAGGAGAAGACGACGACCGACAAGCCGGAAAAGAGCCCCGCCGCUCGUUCUCACGGCAAGGAGAAGUGGAUGCCCGUGCCGUACGUGCCUAGCGCCGUCUUCAACACUCCUCUGCCCACUGCUGCACGCAGAGGCGGCAGAGCGGCUCGUGGUGGGAGGGAUAGCACUCGCAGCGGGUCUCACGGCGCUACCGGCGCCGCCGCUGAUAAGGCUGCCGCCGGACAAGCCGCCCAAGGCUCCGCAAAGCAAACUCCAUCUGUAGAGAGAGGACGGAACGAGCAGAAUUCGGCCCGUGCCAACUCCCUUCCCGCCCCCUCGAAACGGUCUAACAGCACUGAAGCCGGACAUCCGGACGCGCGUAAACCGACUACGGACAGAAGAGGUCCCAAGGGAGGUGACAAUGCCAACGCCGCGCCGGCUGCUAGGCACGGGGGCGAAGGGUUCCCGCGCCACCGGGACGCUAAGCCCUUCGCUCGGAAUCAGGAGGCCUCCAACAAGGGCGCUGACGCCAACUCUCGCAACCCCCACCUGUCCGUGGACUCUCAGAACGGACCCCGCCCGGGCUCGACCAACGAGCGUCGUUUUGAAAACGGCCCCAAGUCGGCGGACUUUGGCGGCUUCCACGGCGAUCGCAAGGAGAAGGACUUCCCUCGCGAGGGUCGCUUUGAACGGAACCGUGGCUCGCACCGCGGUCGGGGAGGCUACAGUGGCUCCCAGAACUCUCACUUCCCCAACAACCACAUGUCGCACCACACCUUCAUGCACCCGAAAUCCUUUGGCUUCAAUGACCGUCAGCGCUCGCAGCAACAUGGCAUGCCCAACGGGUCGCAGAACCAUCGGAUGCCCUUGAGAUCGCCGUCGCUGCCGAACUCGGCCGCUAUGUACGGUGUCUACCCCUUCCCCGCCGAUAUCAACACCAUGUACGGCUAUCACCCCAUGCACGCUGGUCCGAUGACCGCCGUUCCGUACCAGCAGUACAUGGAGCCCUUCUCUCUUAUGAGCAUGAUUACGAUGCAGCUGGAGUAUUAUUUCUCCGUUGAUAACUUGUGCAAGGACCUGUUCCUCCGGAAGCACAUGGACACCCAGGGCUUCGUGGCGUUGUCUUUCAUCGCCAGCUUCAAGCGCAUCAAGUCCUUGACCGAAGACUUUGAGCUUCUCCGCCAUGUCUCCCGCCAGUUGCGGAACGUUGACCACGUCUGCGGGGAAGAUGGCGUUGAUCGACUGCGGCCGAGAGACAAGUGGGAGCAGUGGGUCUUCCCCGUGGACCAACGGGAUCCUUCUGCGCAGCACGACGGUCCCUCGUUCGCGCCCAGUUCUGCCAAGUCCGACGAGCAUGUCAAUGGAACCACCAACGGCGUGUCCCACCAGCACCAGUCCAAUGGCACGGCUGAGUCGCAUGUCCCCAAGACGUCCUUGUCCUCUACUGCCCCGGAGUUCUCGCCGUCCAACGCCUUGAAUGCCCAGACCGAGGUUGCAAACCAUGCGGCUUAA
Aspergillus campestris IBT 28561 is the source of this 2259-nucleotide messenger RNA. Its product is annotated as La domain family. Bases 1 to 2259 code for a protein of 752 amino acids. The record is from RefSeq and is a predicted model, not a curated record. The transcript has 2 exons. Gene Ontology annotation, biological process: positive regulation of translation. Gene Ontology annotation, cellular component: cytosol; cytoplasmic stress granule. NCBI's taxonomy places the organism in Eukaryota, Fungi, Ascomycota, Eurotiomycetes, Eurotiales, Aspergillaceae. Gene Ontology annotation, molecular function: RNA binding.